Lingula anatina is the source of this 1601-nucleotide messenger RNA. RefSeq names its product UDP-glucuronosyltransferase 1-2. Lineage: Eukaryota; Metazoa; Brachiopoda; Lingulata; Lingulida; Lingulidae. The record is from RefSeq and is a predicted model, not a curated record. Gene Ontology annotation, molecular function: UDP-glycosyltransferase activity.
AUAACUAAAAGCGGAGUCAGAGGGAGCAUGAUAUAUUUGUCAUCUUUCCGUUCUCGGGAUUUCUCGACUUAUCAUGGAAGUUACCAAGGGCACUUCUGGGCCCCGUAACUCGAUGGCAUCGCGCAUUGCGACCGAUCGCAGGCGUCUCCAUUCCAUAACUAGCCCAUACUCGCGUCAUAUAAUACAUUUAGGGGAACUGACGGAAGCCAAAAUAUAGGACAGUCUGGGUCAUAGAUCUAGGCUCUCUUACAGACUGUUGUCAACACGUUAUAUUCUUCUGUCGGCUCGGUAAUUUAUACUUGUCUAUGUCAUAAAGGAACGAGAUGGCGAGUAAAACUGGUAUGUCACUGGCUGUAUUGUACGUUCUUUUGUUGUGCUCUUCAACCUCUGACGGUGCAAGAAUUCUGUCGCUGGUUUACCCUGGAAGGAGCCAGUUAGGCCUUACUGUGACAGUGCUGUCAGAGCUGAAAAGUCGAGGGCACGACGUUUGGGCGGUGUUUGCGGACACGUUCGAAAUAUCGGCCUCGAUGUUGCGAGAAAGCGGAAUUAAUCUGCUGACUUUUAGAUCUAAGGAGAAAAUGUUUCUGGACGAUCCGGAGGUACAGAGAGAUAUUUUAAUGGCGGCCGUUGAAAACCCAGAACUACGCACAAGCCUGUUUCAUAUAACGUCCGCUAUUCAAAAAAUGUCUAGGAUAUUCGAAAGUUAUUUGGAAGAGAUGUUUGUGGACAAGGAACUGGACAGAAAGCAUUCCUUACAACCUAUUACGCCGGAACUUUCCAAGAAGCAUGCCCCGGGACGCCCUUACAUGUCUACGCCAGAGCUGAUGGCAGAAUCAGAGUUGUGGAUAGUGAACGGAGGCCAGCCCGCCAUUGACCACGUCAAACCGUCAAUGCCCAACGUCAUGUACCUGGGAGGUCUCAUGACGCGACCCGCAAAGCCACUGCCUAAAGACUUGGAAACUUUUCUUAAAAAGCAUGGCCACGGCGUGGUUCUUGUGUCGUUCGGCUCCGUGAUCAAAUACAUGCCAGACAGAGUAGUUCAGGAACUUUUCGAAGCCUUCAAGAACGUGCCUUAUGGUGUUAUAUGGAAGUAUAAUGGGCCGCCGUUAAAGAAUGUCCCGGAUCAUGUUAAGAUUGUGUCUUGGAUGCCACAGAAUGAUAUUUUGGGCCAUCCUAACACUAAGCUCUUUAUAACACACGCUGGAAACAACGGGCAGAUGGAGGCACUAUACCACGGUGUGCCCAUGAUAAGCAUACCUUUGUUCGGUGACCAAGAUUACAACGCGGCAAGGGCGGAACAAAAAGGCAUCGCAAUAACAAUGGACGCGGCAUUCUUAAAAUCCGAGGAUCUUAUUUCUGCUAUUAAUAUGAUGAUGGAAAAUGAGACCUAUGCCAAGAAUAUGCGCAGGGCGUCCGCCAUUUUUCGCGAUCAACCCGGCACCCCCGUGGAACUGGCAGGUUUCUGGAUUGACCACGUGAUCAAAUAUGGCGGUUCCUAUAUGAAGUCCCAUGCAAGACUGCUUCCCUGGUACCAGUUCUAUAUGCUUGAUGUUAUGUUGGUGUUUUUAGCAAUNUUGUUUUGCUUGUUGUGGAUUACUUAA